Molecule: messenger RNA, 463 nt
Organism: Eurypyga helias (sunbittern)
Lineage: Eukaryota; Metazoa; Chordata; Aves; Eurypygiformes; Eurypygidae
Gene: LAMTOR3
Product: late endosomal/lysosomal adaptor, MAPK and MTOR activator 3
Exons: 4
Biological process (GO): cellular response to amino acid stimulus; positive regulation of TOR signaling
Cellular component (GO): Ragulator complex
Source: RefSeq, a predicted model, not a curated record
UGUUGAAGGCCUUCAUGCUAUUGUGGUCUCGGACAGGGAUGGUGUGCCGGUUAUCAAAGUUGCCAAUGAUAAUGCUCCAGAACAUGCGCUGCGACCUGGCUUUCUGUCCACUUUUGCCCUUGCCACAGACCAGGGCAGUAAACUGGGGCUUUCUAAAAACAAAAGCAUCAUCUGCUAUUACAAUACAUACCAGGUGGUGCAGUUCAAUCGCUUACCCUUGGUAGUCAGUUUCAUUGCCAGCAGCAAUGCCAAUACUGGGCUGAUUGUAAGUUUAGAGAAGGAGCUCACGCCCCUGUUUGAAGAACUGAGACAGGUUGUUGAAGUGUCUUAACCUGGUGGUGUAGCCGGACUGCAGCAUCCCUCUGCAGCCCAGCGGACAGAAAGAUUCCGUAAUCCUCAGUCAAGUAACACGUCUCAGAAGAAAUACCAGAGCUCCUUAGUGUACUAAGUAAGAGUAAAUUGU